AUGCCGGAUCCGCUGUGCGCGUUCGUCGGUCAGGGCGCGGCGCUGACCGCGGCGGCCUGGGCCGCGGCGGCGGCGAACGCCGACGGCGGCGGACCAUUCCAGCGGCUCGGCGAGGGCCGGGGCGCGGCGUUUCGGGAGGCGUGGACGGUGGAGGCGGUGCGCACCGUGCCCGCGGAAAGGCGGGCGGCGGCGGGCGACGCCGACGAGCUGUUCACGUACGCCCGUCCGCCCACGAAGAGGGAGAGGCUCGAGAAGGGCGAGCGGCGCGCCGAGCAGCACCAGGGGUGGGCCGAUGCGCCGAAGGAGAAGAGGCGGAGGGCGGCGGAGGAGCAGACGGCGGCGCAGGCGGCGCUGCUGGGGCCGCUCGCGGCCGCGGACACCACGGCGUCGCUGGGAGGCGCGCUGAUGCGGAGGCCGAGCGCCAUCGUGGCGGCGGUGCUGCAUCAACCCAUCGCGGCGGAGAGGGCGGCGCCGAUGCUCGCGCCGCUCGGCUACCACAUGAACAGGCUAUGCGACGACGUGCUGAAGCGGUGGCGCGAGUUCGAGCGGGAGAUGAACCGGUCUGACGAAGACGGCGGCGAUGCGGUGAUGCGCUCCAGCUGGGCGAACGGGAUGCGGGAGGGGUACCCGUGCCAGCAGCUCAGCAUCCUGUUCCUGCAGUAUCUGCUCACGAGCCGCAUCCAACAGUCGCACGCGUCGCGGCGGAAGGGGUGUGAGCGCAUCGGGCGGGGGUCGAACACGGUGGGGGGUCAGUUCAAAAACAUGCAGAACCACGUCUGGCCGAUGGUGUUUGGCCCGGCGGGCUUCCCGACAGGACAGGAGGCGACAGCGUACUGGCGACCCAUCCGCGACCAGUUCUCGAGCCUGGUGGGAGGAGGGAGAGGGAGCGGCGGGGUCGAGCAGCUUGCAGGCGCGGCGCAGGCGGCGGCCAGUGCGACGCAGUUGGCGGUGGGCGCGAACGCGACCACCGCGGCGGCGGCUGGCGACGCGGCGAACCAGGCCGUGCAGCUAGCUAUGAGGGCGGCGACGGCGCCGAGCUCGACGCGGGAGCAUCUCGGCCAGACUGGACAGUAUCAGCUGCAGGACGCGAUGCUGUGCGAGCCGAUCUCGGUGAACGAGGCGUCCGUGCUCAACGCGUACAUUUGCUUCGCGCGGCAGACGGGUGCCCGCCCGGGGAUGGCGGUCAACGUGGAGAAGGACUCGGUUGAUCCGAACAGCGCGUGGGCCAACUGCGCGCCGCUCAGCUGGGAGGACCUGCUCGUCGGGAAGCUCGAUGACAAGGACGGGGGGCUGAACCUGCCAAACGGCGGUGGCACGGCGUGGUUCUACUUCGAGCUCUUCUUCCGGCGGCUGAAGGGGUCGUACUUCUCAAACGUGCAGUUCGGGACGUCGGUGACGCCCGACUCGGAUGAGAUGGUGCGGCUCGGCACCGUGGCGCUGUGCCGGCUGCUGCUGCGACGAGCCGAGAAUUGCACUUCAGCACAAGACGCGUCGCGAGACGCCCGUGCCGGAGGACGAGGCGCGGGUCAUCUUUCGGGCGCGGGGGGACGUCGGGCGCGGCAGGGCUACCUUUCAGGCGCGGGCGCGCGGGCGCGGCGGGCGCGCCACGGCAUCGCCGGCGCUGGCGAGCAAGAGCGGCGAGAAGCUAUCGCGGCGUGGGAAGAAGGCGGUGGCGAAGGAGGCGGGCGAGGUGGUAUCACGCGAGGAAGGCGAGGAAAAUGA
Messenger RNA from Emiliania huxleyi CCMP1516, 1722 nucleotides. RefSeq lists its product as hypothetical. The record is from RefSeq and is a predicted model, not a curated record. The transcript has a single exon. NCBI's taxonomy places the organism in Eukaryota, Haptophyta, Isochrysidales, Noelaerhabdaceae. The coding region runs from base 1 to 1722 and encodes 573 amino acids.